AUGGAGAAAGGAAAUUUAGACAACUCAAGUGAUGAGUUUAAUGUGAUAUUUGAGAAAGUUUCGGACAAACUGAAAGAGAAUGCUGAUGUGCAUGGUCUUUCAGAAGAAUUUGCAAAAUUUCAGACUAAUGAAGAAAGAAUUAAAUUUGGGUUGAGUCUGGAUUGCAUACAAGAUGUUAUUAAAAUUGAACCAAAAUAUGAGAAAAAGACUUCAGCAGAGUCCAAGAAACUACGUAGUAAAGGCAACACUGCAUUUCAGAAAAAACAGUUUGAUAAAGCUUUGUACUUAUACACAGAAAGUGUGAUGACUGCUCCUAUUCAAGAGGAAUCAAACUGUGAGGAACUUUCUCUAGCAUUUGGUAAUAGAGCAGCAGUAUUACUACAUAUGGGGAAAUUUGAAUAUUGUCUUGAUGACAUUGAUCGAGCAUUUGAAUAUGGUUACCCCGAAGACCUCAAGUAUAAACUUUAUGAUCGCCGAGGGCAGUGUUUUUAUAACUUGAAAAGAAAAUUUGAUGCCAUAGCAUGUUUUAAAGAUGCCAUGUCUUGGGUAGAUAAAAGUAAACUUGAUAGAAAAAAGAGAAAAUCUUUCAAGGUUUGUCUUGAUAAACAACUUGAUAAGUGCCAGAAAAUGAUGGAAUCGACUGAAUCUGUUGGUUUACAGAAGAAAUUAAAAAUACCACCAAAGCUCAGCUAUGGAUCAAAUCUGCAUGUUCCUUGCAUGUCUAGUGCUGUUACCAUUGAAUCCAGUCCUGAUAAGGGACGCUAUGCUGUUGCCACACGUGAUGUCAAAGUUGGUGAUGUUCUGAUUGUUGAAAAUCCCUACUCCUCAGUAGGCUUACAGCCCUGCAAUGUGAGUCACUGUCAUCAUUGUUAUAUCCGAGUUCUUGCUUCUAUUCCGUGUCUUCAAUGUGCUGGCAUUGUCUACUGCAGUAAAGAAUGUCGCAAUGCAUCAUGGGAGAUGUACCACAAUCUGGAAUGCCAUCAUCUUGACUUAAUCCAAGAAUUAGGUCUGGGAAUGGGUCAUCUUGCGCUACGAACUAUUAUUCGUACUGGUCUCGCCUUUCUUCUUAAGUUCAGGGAGCAGUCUGCAAAUGUGAAUAUUCCUGACGAGUCGUUCCAUGGUUGUACUGUAGAUGGAGAAUAUGAAAGCAAUUACUACAGCGUCUACAAUCUAGUUGGGCAUUCUGAAGACAGAAAACCCGGUGAUUUAUUCAAACGAGUUGUCAAAGCUGUAUGUUUACUUAGAUGUUUACAGCAGACGAAUUUUUUCCAAUCAGUUGGUGCUGAUAAUGAAGAAGACGUGGCUAUUUUUAUAGGUGGUCAUAUGCUCACGCAUCUACAAACCAUACCUUGUAAUGCACAUGAGAUAUCAGAAUAUGAGCUUUGGCGAUCAGAUAUCACCAAAUGCCACUUUGUAGAAGUCGGUUCUGGACUCUACCCAACAAUGAGUUUAGUCAAUCAUUCCUGUGACCCUGUUGUGACACGUAACUGUUAUGGUGAAACAUGUGUUGUUCGCGCAAUCAGAAAUAUAUACAAAGGUGAGGAGAUAACCGAUAACUACGGCUACUUAUAUCCAGUGCAUGACAAAUCAGAACGUCAAACAAGACUGAAAUGGCAGUACUUUUUUGAGUGUAAAUGUGAUGCAUGUGUCCACGACUGGCCAUUAUAUCCAGACAUCGAAGAUCUACUUCCCAAAUAUAAAUGUGAAAAGUGUCACAAGUUACUAAAGCUUCCUGCAGUGCCAAACAUGAAAUCAGUGACGUGUGCAAAGUGCCAGUGCACUCAAGAUAUAAUGCAAAGAUUAUCAAGAUUUGCAACUUCCAAUACUUUGUACAAAGAUGUGUGGAAUAACGUUUUAAAUGGAAAAUUUGAAGGAGCGCAAUCAACAUUGAAUACCCACCUUAUACUGAUGGAUGAUUUAUUUUGUCCACCAUGGAAAGAUAUCAAUAACUGUCAGGAAGCGUUGAAACAAUGUUUCAAUGUCAUUGCCAAUUGUACUGUUAUUGACUAA
Messenger RNA from Saccoglossus kowalevskii, 2010 nucleotides. Its product is annotated as protein-lysine N-methyltransferase SMYD4-like. The record is from RefSeq and is a predicted model, not a curated record. Gene Ontology annotation, cellular component: nucleus; cytoplasm. Lineage: Eukaryota; Metazoa; Hemichordata; Enteropneusta; Harrimaniidae. Gene Ontology annotation, molecular function: histone deacetylase binding.